AUGCAGGCUCUGGAGGCCAGCGGUCAGUCGCGUCAGCUUGUGCAUCUCGACUGGGACGACGAUCCGCAAGCCUGGGUGGCCGAGGUGCACGAGGCGGAGGUGAUGCAGCGGGUGCAGGCAGCCAGUCAACAGGGCCGCGCCGCGCUUGAUCCCGACACGAUUGUCAGCCACGAUUCCUACGACGUUGCGCUGCAAGCGGUCGCCGGCACCCUGGCGGCCGCCGACGCCGUGGUGAGCGGCGAGGUGUCGCAGGCGUUUUGCGCCGUGCGACCGCCCGGCCAUCACGCCGAAGCGCACCGCUCCAUGGGGUUCUGCCUGUUCAACAACGUCGCCAUCCUGGCGCGCUACCUGCAGAAGCGGCACGGGUUGGACAACAUCCUGAUUAUCGACUGGGACGUGCAUCACGGCAACGGCACGCAGCAUAUUUUCGAGGCCGAUGCGAGCGUCAUGUACGUCAGCACGCAUCAAUAUCCGUUCUAUCCCGGCACCGGCGCCGGCAGCGAGACCGGUACCGGCAGCGGUGCGGGCUACACCCUGAAUUUUCCCCUGCCAGCCGGCACCGGCGACGACGCCUACCUGACGGUCUUCGAGCAGGCCAUCCUGCCGCGCGCCCUGGAAUACCGCCCCGACUGCGUGCUGGUGUCCGCCGGUUUUGAUGCCCACUAUGCCGACCCCCUGGCCCACAUGCAAGUGAGCGAGGCAGGAUAUCGGCGCAUGACCGAGGUGGUCAAGGAAAUCGCCGCCGCCUGUUCCGGCAACCGCCUCAUUUCCGUGCUCGAAGGCGGCUACAACGUGGAAGCCCUGGGGCGCAGCGUGACCACACACGUAGCAACUCUACGGCAAGACCCUUAA
Geodia barretti is the source of this 852-nucleotide messenger RNA. Lineage: Eukaryota; Metazoa; Porifera; Demospongiae; Tetractinellida; Geodiidae. The record is from the annotation of a GenBank genome assembly.